Messenger RNA from Patiria miniata (bat star), 2238 nucleotides. RefSeq names its product tyrosine-protein kinase CSK-like (gene csk). Lineage: Eukaryota; Metazoa; Echinodermata; Asteroidea; Valvatida; Asterinidae. Gene Ontology annotation, biological process: protein phosphorylation. The record is from RefSeq and is a predicted model, not a curated record. Gene Ontology annotation, molecular function: ATP binding; protein tyrosine kinase activity; protein binding.
GGGAGGAACAUCAAGUAGGAGUUGGCUAGCUCAAUGUAAAUCACUGUGGCAUCGUAGGAACUAGGAUAUCUUCAAGCAGCAGCAAGGUUUCUCUCGUGUGAACCGUGAAACACAGACUAUAUACUCAUCCGUUGAAGUUGCAGAUAGAGAGUAAGCCUGCAGUAUGGCUCAGCAGGAGAAGUGGUUACCAGGCACAGAAUGUAUGGCCAAGUUCAACUUCGUGGGAGCCACGGCAGACGACCUGUCUUUCAAGAAGGGGGAAAUUGUCUUCAUCACCAAGGCUACAAAGGACCCUAACUGGUAUCAAGCAAGGAACGAGAGGGGCCAGGUGGGCAUGAUACCAGCCAACUAUGUGCAGAAGAGGGAGGGGGUCAAACGCAAUAUCAUGCCGUGGUUCCACGGCAAAAUCAGUCGAGAGAAGGCAGAGGAGCUACUCCAGCCCUGCUCAGACGGUCUGUUCCUGGUCCGAGAGAGUACCAACUUCCCUGGUGACUACACGCUGUGCGUGGGCUGGAUGGGCCACGUGGAGCACUAUCACGUACUGUACCGCAACAACAAACUCACCAUCGAUGAGGAGAGAUACUUUGAGAAUCUGACCAAACUAGUUGAGCACUAUGAGGAAGACAGCGAUGGUUUAUGUACAAGGCUACAGGUAGCUUUGGCUAAGAAGGGAGAACUCAACUACUCAAUUAACUCGGAUGCUUUUGUGCAAUCUGGCUGGGCCAUUAAUAGGAAAGACAUCCACGUUGGGGAUCUUAUUGGGAAGGGAAAUUUCGGAGAUGUAAGAAAAGGUUACUACUUAGGAAGAAAAGUCGCUAUCAAACAACUAAAAGACGACAGCAAAGCAGCACAAACAUUCCUGGCUGAAGCGUCCGUUAUGACGAAACUCAAGCACCCCAACCUCGUACAGUUACUGGGCGUGGCCUUACCAAGGGGAAGCCCCAUAUUAAUAGUCCUAGAAUUUCUAGAAAAGGGGAAUUUAGUAGAUUAUCUAAGAUCUCGAGGAAGGACAGUGAUCAAGCAGCCGGAACUAUUAAAAUUUGCGUGCGACGUUGCCUCAGCCAUGGCCUACCUGGAGGCCCAGAACAUUGUCCACCGCGACUUGGCGGCCAGAAACGUUCUCGUCUCGGAGAUGGACGUUGCCAAGGUUGCCGAUUUUGGUCUGUCAAAAGAGGUGACUGUCACCCAACAGGGGAUCAAGUUCCCCAUCAAAUGGACGGCCCCUGAAGCCCUCCGAAAAAAUGCCUUCUCUGUCCAGUCUGAUGUAUGGAGCUUUGGCAUUCUCAUUUGGGAACUGUACUCAUUUGGGAAGCUUCCCUACCCAAAACUUAAUCUGACAGUAGUUGUGGAACACAUAGAGAAAGGCUAUCGCAUGACGGCCCCUGAAAGCUGCCCGGACAGCAUCUACAAGAUCAUGCAACAGUGCUGGGACAUUGAGCCCAGAAACAGACCAACGUUUGACUACAUACUCAGGCAACUCAAAAGCAUGAAAUCAAACCCUGCUACUAAUUUUUAAAGUAAAAAAAAUAAGGGGUGUCGUUUAAACAGGUAGUUUACAUUGGUAAUUUUGGGGGAUUCACGACACAGUGUGCCACCAAAUUUUUGCCUCAAACAGACCCCAAAAGUGUUGCCUUCCUGUGUAUAUUUUUAUUCCGUCUAUCACAUUUUUUUUAUACAUGUAAUGCCACAUACCUUAACAAAGAAGUGUUACUAUCGCGAAUUGGGAUUAAUAGUCCAACUUGUAUCAGGCGUGUCCAAAAAUAUAUAUAUUUAUUGACUUAAAAUUUUGAAGCGUUGGAUUUGUGUGCAGAAGCUUCAUGGAUCAGGACUGAAAAAUCCCUCUAAUUUGGUUUUUUUAUUUAAAAGCCUGAAAUUGUUGCGUUACUUGGGCUCGCAAUUCGAGUCUUAAAUAUUAAACAGAUAUGUGUAUAGUACAUUAUUGUGAUAAAUCAUAUAUGUAGUGACAUCCGACCAAAAAGUUUGUACGAUAUUCUUCAUAGGUCAUUCCCUGUUAAUUUUUGAAGUAUUUUACUUAAUGCAAGCAAAAUGUCGGUAUCUAAUUGUUUCAUACAUUAAAAAUAUCAGAAAAUACAAUUCAUUUUUUUUUCAGGGAUUUUUCAAGCAGUAUUUUACCUAUGAUUUCAAAUAUUAUUGGAAAUAGUUCUCUCUCUUUCCACACCCACUGUGGGUGCAUGGAAUAAUUAUUAGAGUUUUUCUCUGACAUUUAGAAUAUCUUUA